This is a messenger RNA of Engraulis encrasicolus (European anchovy), 1746 nucleotides long. RefSeq names its product protein phosphatase 1 regulatory subunit 37. Gene Ontology annotation, cellular component: lamellipodium; plasma membrane. The transcript has 13 exons. Lineage: Eukaryota; Metazoa; Chordata; Actinopteri; Clupeiformes; Engraulidae. Gene Ontology annotation, biological process: regulation of Arp2/3 complex-mediated actin nucleation; cell migration. The record is from RefSeq and is a predicted model, not a curated record. The coding region runs from base 1 to 1746 and encodes 581 amino acids. Gene Ontology annotation, molecular function: protein binding.
AUGACGAAGCUUCGAGCAGAAACUACAGAAAAGGACGGUGUAGCAAAGCGUGUGUCCUUUCCCCCAGAUGAGGACAUCGUGUCAGGGUUUGCAGAGUGUGCCGACACACAGAGGACUGGUGGCCGUCUGACUGUGGCGGACGUCAUUGCAGCGUAUGAGCAGAGCUGUGUGAAGCACCAAGUGGAGCCUAAUCAGAAGGCUGUGGAACAGAUGAAGGUAUGCAAGAGGGGCAGUGCGGGAUGCCUUGAUCUCAGAGGUGAGCGUCUAGAUUACCGGUCGUGUGAAUCGCUUGAGGAGAUUUUGAAAUCUAUGCAGUUUGAAUCCAUCAAUCUUGAGGAUGCUGAACUUGAAGAAAAUGGGGCAUCAUCAUUGCUGGAGAUGAUUCUGUACUAUGAUUCGACGUGCCACCUCAACGUCUCAUCCAACAUGCUGGGCACGACUGGGUGGGCAGCCCUGUCACACCUGAUCAGACAGAGCAUCAGUCUUGUGAGGCUGGAUGUGUGUAGCAUGCCGGUGGUGGAGUACCCAUCGCAGUGCCUGGCCAAAGGCCUGCCCAGCAGCCGCCUGCGCGUGCUGCACCUACAGAGAGCCAGCCUCAGCGGAAGACCACUCUUUACCCUCGCAGCUGAUCAUUGCCAUCGAUCUGUAGGGGCCCUGAUUGCGGGGCCCUGCCUCGCCCUGCCGCACCGCGCCACACCGUACCGCGCCACACCGCACCACGCCGCACAGCACCGCACCGCGGACUCCCCAAAAUCAAUCCAACGAUCCCCCAUCUAUUUGGUUCCCACUGUGCCUGAUGGCAGUGUUGCCAUUCCCCACGCAACCCCCAGCGGCCUGAUCAAAUCUGACACAUUGAUUUUGGGAGACAUGGGGACCCUGAAGAAGAACAGUGUUCUGGAGGAGCUAAGUCUGAGUGGUAAUGACCUGAACAGCUACCAGGACUCCAUGCAGCUGGGGGAGCUACUGAAGAACAAUCGCAGCCUGCGCACCCUGGACCUCAGCCACAACCUCAUCGCCGACGCAGGUCUUGAGGAGAUAUGUGAGGGUCUGAAGUCUGAACACUCAGGCCUGAAGAUCCUGAUGCUGCUCAACAACCAGAUCACAUGCGCUGGCAUGGAGCACAUGGCUAAUGUACUGCCCCAGUUAAAGGUGCUGGAGAGCCUAACCCUGGACCGCAAUGCACUGUAUAACGAAGGCAUCCACAUGCUGAAGGAGCCGCUGAUGAGGAACCGCUCCAUACUCAGGCUCGGCCUAGCCUACACACACAUCACAUGCGAAGGCGCUGUGGCUCUAGCGGAGUACAUUGCGGAGAGCAGGCAGAUCCGGCAGGUGGAUGCCCGAGGAAACGCCAUCCUCUGUGGGGGACUGAUGGCCGUCUCCCUGGCCCUCCGCGUCAGCAACUCACUCGUCAGUCUGGAGAUAGACCACACCACCAUGGAAGAACAGGACGAGUUCCUGAUUGAAACCCAGGAGAGGCUGUUGCGUAGCAUCUCUGAUCUGUGUGCCGAGAACAGAGCCAGAGAAAAGGAGAGAGAAGCAGCGAUGGAAGACAAGAAAAAGACGGUGGAGAGAGGAGAGGGAGCGAUGAAGGACGAGACCCAGACGUACUCACUAAAAGGGACACAGGCAGCCUCACAGCAGCAAAUGUACUCACGGACAGGGGCACAGCCACAGAGGCGUCUACAGACACAGACACAGUCACAGACACAGCCAGAGAUGCACCCACAGAAACAGACAGACCCAUAG